GCCAACAUUUCCCAGUUGGGUUGAGGGGUUAGAGCAGUUAGGGUUAAUAUCCGCUGAACAGUGGUCAUAAAAAACAGACAUAAACUUUUCUUUACCGACAGCCGCCGUCAUGUCCAACAACAAUGCCAGCAACAACCUGAUCAUCGCUCAGAGGGCCGUGAAGCAGCUCCGGUUAGAGGCCAGUACCCGGAGGAUCAAGGUGUCUCAGGCUGCCGCUGAGCUGAGAAACUUCUGUCUGCAAAAUGCCUCCAAGGAUCCUCUCCUGAUGGGGGUCCCCUCCAGUGAUAAUCCCUUCAGACCCCCCAAGUCCUGCUCCCUCUUUUAAAAGCAAAGAGGAACAUGGAGGAUUUCAGACUUUUUCUAUUGAAGGCUUUCUUCACUUUAACUUGAUGCCGCUGUAGAUCUACCAGCAGCUCCUCCUGGGAUGACGGGGAAAUUGGUCCAGUUGUUUGCCAAGAAACUAUUGGUAUCAUUGAUCCCAUCUGUUACACUCAGACAUGGCCAAACUACAUGUUAAACUGUUAUUGACACUAACUUGAGUAAUUAUUAAGCCGUUGUUGGUUUAAAAAUGUCUGGUCACCCUUUGUUGACUUCAUGCCUCUGCUCAGUGAAAUUCACUUUAUGAGAUGGGAUACAGAAAGUGCAACUUCCUUUUUUACUUUGUGGCAAGAGAUUCAACAAUCAAACAUUAUUUAAAAUGGGUGCUGCUCAAGAAUAUAUGAGAUACAUAAAUAAGUAAGUAAAUAAAUAAAUAUAUAUACACACACUAUUUCAUAUUGUGUGACUUUACAAAGCACUACAAGCAUGAAAUUAGGUAAAAUUAGGUAAAAGUGUUUGUGGCCAACUGAUGUAAUAAUAGUUUUUACAGCUGAAGGUGUUUUAGUUUUACAUAUUUGUGGCAGUGAAUAUGGUAUUACUACUAUUCUGAGAUGCAGCAACAUGGUACAGACUUUAAACCUAUCACAUGUAAGACAAAUGAUUGUCAUUUCUUCUUUCAGCCCAUCCAUUUUUGUGUAUAUAUUAAUGUCCUGGUUGCUUUUAUCAGCCUCUUUGUUAUUGUUUGUCACAUCAGAUACACAAAGGCUAUGUUCAUGUUUGUGAACUUAUAAUUAUAUGUCAUAAACCUGGCUGCAGUCACUUGUAAUUCAGUUAUUUUACACACUGGAAUCAUCCAAUCAACCAAACCAUGUCUUUAACUUUGCUACUGUGCACAACCUUUUAGAAAUUAAACAGUCCUUUCAACACUGA
Messenger RNA from Sphaeramia orbicularis (orbiculate cardinalfish), 1248 nucleotides. RefSeq names its product guanine nucleotide-binding protein G(I)/G(S)/G(O) subunit gamma-10. The transcript has 3 exons. Bases 110 to 325 code for a protein of 71 amino acids. Lineage: Eukaryota; Metazoa; Chordata; Actinopteri; Kurtiformes; Apogonidae. Gene Ontology annotation, biological process: G protein-coupled receptor signaling pathway. The record is from RefSeq and is a predicted model, not a curated record. Gene Ontology annotation, cellular component: heterotrimeric G-protein complex. Gene Ontology annotation, molecular function: G-protein beta-subunit binding.